AUGUCACAGUGUCCUGGAGUACACCUGUACAUCAUUGCUGCCAGAAAGAUGGAGACGCUGCUCGCACUCGUGAUCGCUCUCUCCGCCACCGCCUCAGACCACUCCCAGUGUCACCAGUACCACAAAAAUCGCAACGACACCAAGUCCACUCCCAGUGUCACCAAUACCACAACAACUGGUCCAAACGACACCAAGUCCACUCCCAGUGUCACCAAUACCACAACAACUGGUCCAAACGACACCAAGUCCACUCCCAGUGUCACCAAUACCACAACAACUGGUCCAAACGGCACCAAGACCACUCCCAGUGUCACCAAUACCACAACAACUGGUCCAAACGACACCAAGUCCACUCCCAGUGUCACCAAUACCACAACAACUGGUCCAAACGACACCAAGUCCACUCCCAGUGUCACCAAUACCACAACAACUGGUCCAAACGACACCAAGACCACUCCCAGUGUCACCAAUACCACAACAACUGGUCCAAACGACACCAAGACCACUCCCAGUGUCACCAAUACCACAACAACUGGUCCAAACGACACCAAGACCACUCCCAGUGUCACCAAUACCACAACAACUGGUCCAAACGGCACCAAGACCACUCCCAGUGUCACCAAUACCACAACAACUGGUCCAAACGGCACCAAGACCACUCCCAGUGUCACCAAUACCACAACAACUGGUCCAAACGACACCAAGACCACUCCCAGUGUCACCAAUACCACAACAACUGGUCCAAACGACACCAAGACCACUCCCAGUGUCACCAAUACCACAACAACUGAUCCCAACGACACCAAGACCACUCCCAGUGUCACCAAUACCACAACAACUGGUCCAAACGACACCAAGACCACUCCCAGUGUCACCACAGCAGCGCCCAAGACAUGGAUCCGCCGACAUGGAUCAACAACCUCAGACAGAAAAGCAACAACCGUCACCGUGACAACCACCAAUCCGAAAAGCACUACAAAAGGUUCUUCUGUAACCACGGCGACGACGAAGAGCCCUCACAUGGGCUCUACUUCCACCCUGAAGACUGCGACUUCAACAGCAAACAGCUCACCGGUCUCAAAUAAACCAAUCACGUCGCAGGGCUCGACCCCGAGCACGGCCCCGAGCACGGCCCUGCCCCCGGCCAGCGGCGGCGUCCCCGGUUGGGGGAUCGCUCUGCUGGUGCUGGCGGCUCUGGUUCUGUUUUGUCUGCUUCUGCUGAUCAUCGGACUGCUGGUGUGGUGCUGCUGCUUUAGAGGGAGAAACGACUCCGGUUCCUAUGACAACCUGAACAGCAGAGACGACAUCCCUCUGUACACAACACACGGACGCUUCGACGGGCCCGACCGCAAGAAAUACGUGAGUCAAACGCUUCUAGAAACAGAUAUCUGUGAGGAUGUAUAA
Molecule: messenger RNA, 1404 nt
Organism: Anoplopoma fimbria (sablefish)
Lineage: Eukaryota; Metazoa; Chordata; Actinopteri; Perciformes; Anoplopomatidae
Product: mucin-5AC-like
Exons: 4
Coding region: 1-1404 (467 amino acids)
Source: RefSeq, a predicted model, not a curated record